This is a messenger RNA of Globicephala melas (long-finned pilot whale), 1356 nucleotides long. Its product is annotated as acidic mammalian chitinase-like. NCBI's taxonomy places the organism in Eukaryota, Metazoa, Chordata, Mammalia, Artiodactyla, Delphinidae. The record is from RefSeq and is a predicted model, not a curated record. Gene Ontology annotation, biological process: chitin catabolic process; carbohydrate metabolic process. Gene Ontology annotation, molecular function: chitin binding; chitinase activity. Gene Ontology annotation, cellular component: extracellular region.
GCAACCAAAAUUGUCUGUUACUUCACCAAUUGGAGCCAGUACCGUCCUGGGAUUGCCCACUACAUGCCCGAGAAUGUGGACCCUUGUCUCUGCACACACAUCAUCUUUGCUUUCACUGGCAUGACCAACAACCAGAUGACAACCAUUGAGUGGAAUGAUGAGACCCUCUAUGCCAGCAUCAAUGGCCUCAAGCACUACAACAGGGGACUGAAAACCCUGCUAUCUGGGGGCUGGAACUUUGGAACCCAAGGAUUCUCCAACAUGGUGGCCACUGCUGAGAACCACCAGACCUUCAUCCAGUCAGCCAUAUGGUUUCUGAGGAAGUACAACUUCCAUGGGCUGGACAUUGAUUGGGAGUAUUCUGGCAACUGUGGCAACCCAGCUGACACCAAGCAGCUCUUCACUGUCCUCCUGAGUCCAGUGUCCUCUGUUUCACAGGAAAUGUAUGAGGCUUUUGAGCACGAAGCCACCGAGAGCAACAAGCCUAGGUUGUUGAUUUCUGCUGCUGUGUCAGCUGGCAAAGGUACCAUUGAAACUGCCUACCAGAUCCCCGAGAUAUCAAAGUACAUGGACCUCAUCAACGUGAUGACCUAUGACCUCAGGGGCUCCUGGGAUGGCUUCACAGGAGAGGACAGCCCCCUGCUUGCAGGACCCAAUGACAAGGGAGACUACAAAUACUUCAGUGUGGAUUAUGCAAUGAACUACUGGAAGAAUCAAGGUGCCCCUGCUGAGGAGCUGAUGGUGGGCUUUGGGGCUUAUGCCAGUACCUUCACUCUCACUAACCCUGCCAGCCAUGGCCUGGAUGCUCCCACCUCUGGCCCUGGGACUGCCAGGUCCUACACUCAGGAGGCUGGGAGUCUUGCCUACUUUGAGGUCUGCUCCUUCUUGAAAGGAGCCACCGAGGUGUGGAACGCUCCCCAGAAGGUGCCCUAUGCCUACAAGGGGAAUCAGUGGAUUGGAUAUGCCAAUCCCAAGAGCUUCACCCUCAAGGGUGAGUGGCUGCUGAAGAAUAGUUGGGGGUCCAUGGUCUGGAACAUUGGCUUGGAUGACUUCACGGGCACUUUCUGUGGACAAGGCAAAUACCCUUUCAUGCAUGCCCUCAAGUCUGCACUCAGCGUCUCCACUCCCAGUUGCAGAGUGCCCACCUCUACCAUGGGCUCCCACACCAACACUGUGGCUCCCGGGAGUGGCAGCACUGGCGAGAGUGGAUUCUGUGCCGGAAAGUCCAACGGUCUCUAUCCCAGCCCCACCAGCAAGUGCACCUUCUACAACCGUGUGGAUGGAUGUACCUACGAGGAGGCUUGUCAGACAGGCCUGGUCUUUGACACCAGCUGCUCUUGCUGUAACUGGAUUUAA